This is a messenger RNA of Nylanderia fulva, 2958 nucleotides long. Lineage: Eukaryota; Metazoa; Arthropoda; Insecta; Hymenoptera; Formicidae. The record is from RefSeq and is a predicted model, not a curated record.
GUAAGAUCUUCGAAUUUUUGCGAGUUCGCACAGUACGAGUGGAACAACCAUGGAGGACGAAGCUGUAGAGCAAAUCGAGGCCGGAGCUAUGGCAGUAGAGCCGAAAAUCGAACAUAUAAUAAAAUCGGAAAAUGACAAUAAAUCAUACAGAGGAUUAACAGUUAAUCAAAUAAAGGUGCUUUUAAUAAGCGAUCCAACGACUGAGAAGAGUGCCGUAGCAUUGGAUGUUAAUAUUGGCUCUAUCCUUGAUCCGGAUAAUAUGUCAGGAUUAGCGCAAUUACUGCAACAAAUGUUAUAUUUAACGAAAGUGAACGUUAACCAGCAGUACUUUAGAAAUUCGGUAGAGAAUAAUAAUGGCAAGAUAGAGGGUGAAGUAAAUGAAGACCAUAGCACCUAUUAUUUUGAUAUAUCUCCGACCGAGAGGUUCCAAUUCAAAAAUGCUUUAAAGACGUUUGCUGCUUUUUCCCAGUCUUCCCCAACAUCGUCGACAUAGACUAUUAAAAAAUGCAAUAAAUGGCAUGCGCGAAGUGAGAAACCUAACGAGAAACCUAAUGGAACAAAUAAUAUAGAGGCAUUGACUCAAUUGUUUAAAUGGACCAUAAACUGCGAUCAUUUGAUGUCGAAGCGCGGCUACGAUGUUACACACGCAACAAACGAAGAUUAUCUUACAAUAAUAGAUCAACUGGUUAUGUUCUAUGAAAGUUAUUAUUACGCUCAUAAUAUGUCACUGUGCGUCUAUAGUAAAGAUAGUUUAAAUGAACUUCAAGAAUGGGUAAUAGAGAGCUUCUCUAACAUAAGAUCAAAAGAUGCUGCAAUUGUUCCUCAUAUGAAACUGUACCAUUGGCAUCCAGUUGACUUUACAUCUGCGUAUAAAAUAUGGUGUGCUCCAUACAACCAAAAUUCACCGUAUACAAGAUUAUAUAUUAUAUUUCCUACAGAGGAAUUUAAAAAUUGUCGAUAUACGAUUGCGCUAGAACAUUUUUUCGCCUAUUUAUUCAAAUAUAAUGGCAAAGAAUCAUUUCUAUCAGUUUUAAAGACUAAAGGUUGGGGUUGUUCCAUGGAAGUUAAAAAUCUCUUCGCUUCUAUAUGUUGUAUCAUUUUCAAUAUUGGUAUUGAUCUAACUGACGAAGGUCUUAAGCAUAUCGAUGAUAUCAUGACAUUGUUUAUUCAAUAUGUUAAAAUGUUGAAGGAAUACGACGACAACAAACUCAGGAAGAUAUAUAAUGAAUAUCAAGAAAUCAAUGAAUUACAAUUUCAUCGUCCAGUUUUUGAAGAGAAAACAUCUAUUGAAAAUGUGAAAAUCAUUUCCAAAGAGUUGCAUUAUACAAUGAAUAUAAAAGAUAUUUUGCGUCUAAAACAUGUUCCCAUCGUCAAUUCCGAGCGGAUUAUUAAAGAUGUAAUAAACAAUUUCUUAACGUCGCAAUGUUUGAGGAUUUAUAUAAUUGCGAAAGAGUACAACAAUUGUACAGAGGAGUUGGAACCUUGGUGUAGUUAUAAAUAUAAGAAAGAAGAAAUAUCGACGAGAACAUUGUCUAAUUGGAUGAAUAAUCAAUGUGCGAAAUUGAGUUUACCCGCUUACAAUCAAUUUAUACCAACAAAGUUUAACAUAAAACCAGACGAAGAUAAUGUCGAAGAAAAGAAUCCUACCAUUAUAUGGAACACAGAAUUCGUAAGACUUUGGUAUAAGAAAGAUGAUGAGUUUAACGAACCGAAAGCCAUCAUGCACUUUCAUUUUAUCUCUCCAACCGCUUAUGAGAAUUCUUUUAAUGCUAAUUUAAUGAAUCUAUUUAUACGGCUUAUUAACAAUUCUCUCAGUGAGUAUUUAUAUCCUGCUGCUUUAGUUGACUUGAAAUGUAAAAUUUUCGCUACUAUAUAUGGAAUGCAACUUGAUAUAUUUGGUUAUGAUGACAAGCAAUAUAUAUUGUUGGAAAAAAUUGUCAACCGUAUACUAAAUUUUCAAUUAAGUCCGGAGAAUUUCGAAAUUCAUAGGAAAAAUCAUAUACAGUCUUGCGCAAAGCAGUUAACACUGUUCGCAAAUGAACCAACAUGUAAUCAAGCAAACUACUAUCUUUCAAUGCUGCUAAACAAUUAUUUGUUGGCUCGAGAUGAAAUAUUAACACUAAGAGAAGAAAUUACUUUUAAAAGAGUCCAACAGUUCAAAUCAGAUUUAUUCAGUUCGAUGUAUGUGGAAUGCUUAAUAUAUGGUAAUAAAACUAGAGCAGAAGCUUUAGAGAUAGCUCAUCUUAUUGACAACAAAUUGUCAGAUGGCAUACCAUUGAAAAUGCCAUUCCAUGAAAUGCACCGUGAUUUUAAAUGUGAACUGCGACAUAAUAUAAAAUUUAAUAAAAUAAGAGAUGGUUAUCUUAUAUUAACUGAAGAAAAAGUUUCUUGAAAGCUUUGUACAGCUCUUUUACGAAAUUGGUAAGCGAACGAUACAAUCAGAUGUGUUGUUACAUCUCAUAACACAAAUAAUUUAUGAACCUCUUAAUAAGUUAAGAGGCGAGAAAUGUGGAGCGAUGUACUAGAUACUGAUGUAUACACAUCAAAUCAAAUACAAGGUUUGAAAAUCUUAAUUAUACAUUUAAGAUUGGCUGAUGAUGAAAUAAUUGAACAAAUUGAAAACUGCCAUGAACAAUUUUAUAAAGGAAUUCAUAAGUCAAAAUGUUGAAGAAGAGUUUCAGCAGAACAAACAAUUAUUGGCUGAUUCAUAUAACGAAAAUAAACCGAAAACGCUUUAUAACGCAUCUAACUGCUUUCUGGGCUGAGAUUUUGAAUCAAGAAUAUAAGUUCAAUCGAAUCGAUGAUCAAUUAAAUGAAUUGGAAAAAACUACGAAGAACGAUUUAUGUACAUUUUUCGAGGUAAUUAUUAUAUAACUUUUCUUAUGUGUAUAUAACAAACUGUUAUAUUAUCGAAAAAAUAAUGAUUCUUCUCUAUCAUGCUUUUUAUGGGAAAAUAAG